Notodromas monacha is the source of this 720-nucleotide messenger RNA. The record is from the annotation of a GenBank genome assembly. NCBI's taxonomy places the organism in Eukaryota, Metazoa, Arthropoda, Ostracoda, Podocopida, Cyprididae.
AUGUCCCAGUCUAACGCUACGCUGGACUGGGACUCCGUUUUAAUCGACGGAUCGUUCUGCAUCACUGAAAGGCUUGACAUCGCUGGUGUUGCUGUUUAUCUUUGUUACUUGAUCCUGUCGGGCAUUAUGACAUUGCCCAACAGCAUGGGAGCGAUUGUUGAUCAUCUUGCCGAUGAAGAUGACGCUGAUGCUUGUGAUGAGAGGCACGUGAAUUAUGCGAAAGGAGCGCAGUAUUGGACGCAGUGUGAUCCGACAGUGGAUGCUAUGUUGGGAGGUUUUAGUAAAUUGUCUCAACUUGAUAUUUCUGCCUCGCAGCAAUUCAUGGCAACAUUGUACAAGCUUGAAGACCCUCCAGGAAAAGACAGAGCUGUUGACUGUGGCGCUGGGAUCGGCAGAAUUACGGAGCUUUUUUUGCAGCAUCGAUUUAAGAAAGUUGAUCUUGUGGAGCAAUGCGAAAAAUUCUUGAACAAGGCGAAAGAGAAGCUCCAAAAAUCUGCAACCGUGGGUGAUUUCAUUUGCUGUGGAUUACAAGAUUUCAACCCAUCUCCGGAUACAUAUGACAUCGUUUGGACUCAGUGGGUGUUAUCUCAUCUUACGGACAAAGAUCUCGUCAAUUACUUGCGGCGGUGCACGUCAAGUUUGAAGCCGAAUGGGGUGUUAGUCUUGAAAGAAAACGUCACCAGAGAUGAUGAGCAGGAAGUGGACGAAACAGAUGGUUCU